GUCUAGCUGGGCUUACUGGGUAAUAGAAGUUUUAUUGUGCCUAUCGCAUUUGCACAUUAUCUUCAUACCUAACUUACUGGGUGUUAAGGACGGGAGAUUAUAAGAACAUACCAGGUCCCUUUUAAAAAUAAAAGAUUAAUAAAGGCUAACGAAAAGAAAAUGCUAGGCGUUUGAUCCAAGCCUUGGUUGACUGAGAUCAGUUCCGCGCAGGCGUUAUGCCUUGAUAGAGGACACAUGUAUAGUAGAAAAAAACAGAAGUCACAUUUCUCUGGAAUGCGAGAUUUGGUUCUACGUUUGGUAGGCUACAUAGUGGGUCGGAGACCGGUUGAUUUGAUACAACUUAAAAUGCGCAAGUGCUAACAAGAAUGAAACGGUUAGACAUGUAGCUAGCAAAAGUAGGCUAAUGUAUCCGUAACUCACACCACCUCAAAAUACCGCUCCGCAUUGUUGUAGUUUGUCUGGCGGCCUUUGACAAAAGGCAGAUGGGUAGCUACGUGCUUCACUAAAUCAGACCGCUGAUUUUCCCACGUCGAGGAAACAAACGCUUUAUUGGACAGAGUUUAUAUGCUGUUUGCGGUUGAGGCAGCACACGUAGGCUACUAUAUUUUUCAAAGACAAUGUCCGAAAUCAAUAUUGGAAAGCGAAAAGAAAAAUGUGAAAACUGCUCCAAGCAGCAGUGCAGCAAGAAACAAAGCAAAGAAGGCACAAGUUCACCACAGGAGAAGGCUGUGGCCAAUGGGGAGCUGAGCGAACCGUACCAAACGCAGAAGGUUUUGCUGAGUUCAUGCUUGUCCUGUGAGGGCUGUUUGUCAGAGGAAGAAAGCCAGCGCAUCUCCCAGCAGAACCUGGAGGAGUUCAAGACAGUGCUCGGCCUAAACAAGCGGUGUGAUGCCUCAAAACACAAAGUGCUGGUGGUCUCUGUGUGCCCCCAGUCUCUUCCUUUCUUUGCUGCCAAGUUCUGCCUGGGCAUCCCAGAGGCCACACACAAACUCUGCGGCUUUUUAAAGAGCCUGGGCGUCCAUCAUGUUUUCGAUACCACACUUGCAGCUGGCUUCAGUAUCCUGGAGAGCCAGAGGGAGUUUGUUCAGAGGUUCCGGCGCAGACAUCAUGAUUCUCAUGCCCUCCCCAUGUUCACGUCCUCUUGUCCAGGAUGGAUUCGCUAUGCUGAGCGGGUCUUGGGCAGUCUGGUCACCCCACAUAUAUGCACAGCCAAGUCCCCGCAACAGAUCAUGGGCUCUCUGGUCAAGGAUUUCUUCACACAACAACAGAAGCUGACCCCAGACAAGGUCUUCCAUAUUGUGGUGGCCCCCUGCUAUGACAAGAAGCUGGAGGCAGUCAGAGAGGAAUUCUUCAACAGCCUGCUGGAGAGUCGCGAUGUUGACUGCGUGCUGACCUCAGGUGAAAUAUUUCAGAUGAUGGAGGAGCAGAAAGUGACAAUUGGUAAUUUGGAUUCUGUCCCCUUGGAUCAUGUGUUUGGGGAGGCGGAUGGGGCAGGUCUGGUGAGGCAUGAGGGCAGAGGUUCAGAGGGUUUCCUGGAACACAUCUUCAAAAAUGCUGCUAAGGAGCUGUUUGGCUUUGAGGUGAACGAAAUUGUAUACAAGACACUGAGGAAUCGAGACUUCCAGGAGGUGUCCCUUGAGCGCGACGGGGAGACGCUGCUGCAGUUUGCGGCCGUCUACGGCUUCCGCAACAUCCAGACCCUGGUGCACCGCAUGAGAAAGGGCCGGGUGCGGUACCAGCUGGUGGAGGUGCUCUCCUGCCCCGGAGGCUGUCUAGGCGGGCGGGGCCAGGCUGAGGGUGAGGGGGGGCGCGUGGAUAAGGUCCUCGCCCAGCAGAUGGAGGAGGCCUACAGCAGCCUGCCCGUGAGGCUACCGGAGAUGAACCCGGAGCUCCAGCGGCUGUACCGGGACUGGCUGGAGGGGCAGGACUCCCCGCGCGCCCUGCAGGCCCUCCACACGCAGUACUCCCAGCAGGAGCAGCCGCACACACUGCCUCCCCACAUCCAGUGGUGAGGACGCUGGUCCCCCGCCCGGGGUCCCCCCCCCCAGCCCGUGGUCCCUCGCCAGCCCGGGGUCCCCCGCCAGCCUGCAAUCUCUGCUCACCGUCCUGGCUGGGUGCCCGCUGGAAGCCCCAGUGCCCCAUGCCCAGGUCCACUUCCAUUUUCCUCUUUCUGGAGAGCUUGUUUCUAGAGAGAGGCAGGCAACAUCCGGAGUCCUGCUCCACAUAAUGCAUCUAAUCAGUGAGCGGUCUUCCGCCAUCCAAGUCUGCAAUAACCCUGAAGUAUCUGAAAAUCAUUCACUUGCACUGAAUGCAAGUGCGGAAGUAGGAGUAUGGUGCUUAUUUGGGUAUUGAAGACCAGGUAAAUGAAUAAUUGCAACAACAACAAAAAAAUGCCAGUAUGUGCUGUUAAUUAAUUAUGGUCACAUUACACGUGUUGUAGCAGACAUACUGUGAUAUAAGCCUGUGGAGUUUGCAGUGCCUACAAGAGGAUGACGAUACCAGUUGAAGCAGUUUUUUGCAUAAUGCCUAGUGGUGAAAUCUGGUGAUAUGGUACUGUGAAGAAUCGGGUUUGCUUUCUUCAGAACCUAUGUAUCCCCACACUUUCUCUUGUAUGAAGAAUACAAUGUUUUGAAGCUUGCCAUUUUUAAAGCUGGCGUUUGUUAAUGCUCACCUCGAAAUGAAGGGAAGUCUUGGUUCAGUGCCUGGAAUACACCUAGUCAAGAGGGCUUUUAAAUGGUCUUUUAUGUUUGUUUGUUUUUUAUCUGCCAAAUGGUGGUAAAUUUGAUUAAAAUAUUUCAGAAUGAA
Messenger RNA from Anguilla rostrata (American eel), 2805 nucleotides. RefSeq names its product nuclear prelamin A recognition factor (gene narf). Bases 618 to 2012 code for a protein of 464 amino acids. Gene Ontology annotation, cellular component: lamin filament. The record is from RefSeq and is a predicted model, not a curated record. The transcript is spliced from 13 exons. Lineage: Eukaryota; Metazoa; Chordata; Actinopteri; Anguilliformes; Anguillidae. Gene Ontology annotation, molecular function: lamin binding.